This is a messenger RNA of Sitophilus oryzae (rice weevil), 1263 nucleotides long. RefSeq names its product tyrosyl-DNA phosphodiesterase 1-like. The transcript has 6 exons. Gene Ontology annotation, cellular component: nucleus. Bases 417 to 1193 code for a protein of 258 amino acids. NCBI's taxonomy places the organism in Eukaryota, Metazoa, Arthropoda, Insecta, Coleoptera, Curculionidae. Gene Ontology annotation, molecular function: 3'-tyrosyl-DNA phosphodiesterase activity; single-stranded DNA binding; double-stranded DNA binding. Gene Ontology annotation, biological process: single strand break repair; double-strand break repair. The record is from RefSeq and is a predicted model, not a curated record.
AAUAUUAAAUACUGUUCGUUUUCAAAUUGUCACCCUGUAUAAACCGAGACCUGUGCGAAGAGGACAGAAACAAUCAGAUACGAAUUUGGGUAAGUCCAAGAUGUCCUAAACUCCCCUCAGGAAGUUCAGUAUUGGAUGGUGAAUCCCGAUCAGGAUUUAAACUUGCAUUUCUAGAUUUCUUAUAUUCAUAUAGGCAAAGCAAUAUUGAGUGCUUGAAGGAAUGGGAAGAUAGAAUCAAAACAGCCGAUCUUCGUGAGAUUAAAGUAUCCCUUAUAUUUGGUUGUCCAGGUGUACAUUCUCCUAGAAAAAACGGAUGUCCAUUACAUUAUGUGGGACACCUCUUAAGUAAGGACUGUAUUAUACCAGACUCAAAGAAAAAUCAUAGUUCUUGGGGAAUUGUAGCGCAUACUGGAUCUAUGGGAUUACUAGGAAAGAGUCCUGAAGAAUAUCUAUAUUCAUGGGUCUUAAAAUCAUUAGGUAGCAAUGUUGAGUCGCCAUAUCUUCCCACAUUGCCUUCUAUGUUCAAUGGGAAAUUCAGUCUAGUCUAUCCUUCAAUUAAAAACGCAUUAGAUACUCCAAGGGGUGCCCGUUGUUGUUGUUAUGAAAAGGGAGUUCGAGAAUUACAACCCUGGUUAAAUGAAUACACAUGUGUGUGGAAAGCUGACAAAACAAAAAGAAGCAAGGCUAUUUCCCAAGCAAAAUGUUAUUUUAGGAUAUCUCCAUGUUUAAAGAAACUGGUCUAUUUUUAUUUAACAAGCUCAAAUCUGUCAAGAUCUGGGUGGGGCGCAGUACCACAGAGAGAGUCAACAGUUAGAUUCCAGUCGUUUGAAUUAGGAUUAUUGUUCUUGCCAAAGUAUUUUGAAAUGGAGCACUUUGAGAUAGCAGAUCCUUUUGACGGAACAAGCGGGAACAAGUUUCCUGUUAUGUUCGAUUUGCCAUUAACACCAUAUGGUCCUGAAGAUGAAAGUUAUUGCCUAGAGGUGUGCAUGGAGAGAGGCUUAAUAAAUUCAGAUAAACCUAAGCCGGUUGAUUUUCAAAAUGCAGAUCAGCCUGUGCCAACGGGAAUUAAAAUACCUACUGAAGAGUAUAAAACAACAGAAAGAAAGAAAAAUAUUUCAAUAAAAGAUGUAUCUCUUGGUGUUAAACUGGCACUAGAGAAUACAUUUUUUCCCACUUCUAGUAAUAAGAUUUAAAUUUUUAUUUAUAAAAAAAUGCCUAAUGUUUUGUUCAUAUUAAAAUAUAGUAAAGUUUAUUUUCUACUGC